ACCCUCAGCGCAGCUCAGUUCUCUCCAUCACAUACCAACAUGAAGCUGGUCAUCCUCUUCGCCGUGGUGGCUGUUGCCGCCGCCAGCUUCUCUCCUUACUACUACGGCAACAACUACUACUCCCCGUACGGCCUGGGCUUCCAAGGAAACCUCGGCUUCAGUAACUUCGGCGCCUUCGGCGGUGGCUUCGGUGGCUUCGGCGGCUUUGGAAGCAUCAGCAACGGACUCGGCUUCGGUCUCGGCUAUGGCCGAGGUUUCGGUGGCGUUGGAGCCUUCAACAGCUUCGGCAUCGGUAGAUUCAACCGCGGGUUCGGCCUCGGCUAUGGCCGAGGUUUCGGCGGCAUUGGAGCCUUGAACAGCUUCGGAGGCCCCGGUGCGUUCAACGGCGGCUUCGGCCUCCGCCGUUUCGGUGCUUUCAACCGCGGCUUUGGAGGGUACGGAGGCUACUUCUAACUUUUGAAAACGAUCAGACAGUGCUGACAAUCCCAUCGGCUAGAAGUCUGUUGAAUAUCGUGCCACCGACAUACUCGUAUUUGUCUUUUAUACGAGCGUCAUGUUUCUCACGUCUCCGUAGCCUGGCGUCUGAAUUUGAAACUAUCGCAUGCUCCGUCAGCUGUAUGAAUAUACAUAAGCAUUUGUGUGAGUCCUUGGGGAUGUUUGUUGAUUUGUGGUGAUUUCUGAAAAUAUAUUAUUUUACGCCUA
Molecule: messenger RNA, 702 nt
Organism: Amphibalanus amphitrite
Lineage: Eukaryota; Metazoa; Arthropoda; Thecostraca; Balanomorpha; Balanidae
Product: keratin, type II cytoskeletal 2 epidermal-like
Exons: 2
Coding region: 40-453 (137 amino acids)
Source: RefSeq, a predicted model, not a curated record